AUGACUACCUUUUGUGUGAUGAAACUUCUAUGUCAAGCAACCAGAAAUGAGAAGGGAUAUGCAAAAAGAUUCUUUGGUACUCUCCUGACACAGACAACACAAAAGGGAAUCUUUUCUCCGUUCUGCAUGGUGGUACCUGACCCUGGAAAGACAACUGUGUUUGGACUUGCUCAACCGUUUUGUACAGCUGAAAAAUCUCGCAGAGAACCAAAACGGAAAACAGCGUUUGGAAGCGUUGGGCGAAGAAUUCCCUAUCGGAUUUUGCACAUCAUCAACCAGGAUGGAGAGAGCUUAGGAAAUAUGCACCGAGCAGAUGCACUCAGACUUAUGGAUCAGCACAACCUGAAACUAGUUCUGCUUCGUGAGAAUGUCGAACCUCCUGUGUACAGGCUAAUGACUGGGCAGCAGAUUCACGAAGAGCAGCUUAAGCGUGCAGAGAAGAAAAAAGCAAGUUCAAAAACAGGGCUAGUUCAGAAGGAGUUAUCCUUUUCUUCAGCUAUUGCUAAGAACGACUUGGAGACCAAGACUAAGCAGAUAGCACACUGGAUUGAAAAGAAGUACCACGUUAAAGUUACCAUCCGCCAAGCAGAAGACAGCAAUACAGACAUGUUCAUCCUUUUUGAUCGGAUUUUGGAGACUGUGUCUGACAAAGCCACUUACCUUUCCAAGCCAAAAGCUAUUAAAGAAGGCACAGGUACCUGUAUUUUGAGACAUAUGUCUGACAAAGAGUUGCAAGCAUACCAGAAGGCAGAAAAGCAGAAAAACAGUACAGUAAACCAAGAUGGAAAUGAAGAUCAGAAGUCAAGUGAGUUGCCUCAGUGA
Cygnus atratus (black swan) is the source of this 822-nucleotide messenger RNA. RefSeq names its product mitochondrial translational initiation factor 3 (gene MTIF3). The transcript has 3 exons. The record is from RefSeq and is a predicted model, not a curated record. Gene Ontology annotation, biological process: ribosome disassembly; mitochondrial translational initiation. Gene Ontology annotation, molecular function: ribosome binding; translation initiation factor activity. Bases 1 to 822 code for a protein of 273 amino acids. Lineage: Eukaryota; Metazoa; Chordata; Aves; Anseriformes; Anatidae. Gene Ontology annotation, cellular component: mitochondrion.